Molecule: messenger RNA, 1836 nt
Organism: Gossypium arboreum
Lineage: Eukaryota; Viridiplantae; Streptophyta; Magnoliopsida; Malvales; Malvaceae
Product: serine/threonine-protein kinase RIPK-like
Exons: 5
Coding region: 86-1441 (451 amino acids)
Biological process (GO): protein phosphorylation
Molecular function (GO): protein kinase activity; ATP binding
Source: RefSeq, a predicted model, not a curated record
UAUAUAUAUAUAUAUAUAUAUACUAAGCCUCAACAAGUGAAUUUGUAAAAUUAUAGUAUCAUAAAAAAAAAAAAAAGGGAAGGCAAUGACUGUGAUGAAAAUUACAUGGAGAUCCAUCUUCCCCAGCUGUUCCAAGGGCGUAGUGAAACCAGAAACCAAGCCUAAGAAGGAAGUUACAAAACAAAGUUCAUUUAACAGGCUUGCGAUGUUAGAGUUGAGUUAUCCCAGCACAAUGCUUACUGAAGAUCUGUCAACUUCGCUUGCUGGUUCAAAUCUUCAUGUUUUCACGCUUGGGGAGCUAAAGGUGAUAACCCAGAGCUUUUCAUCUUCUAACUUUCUUGGUGAAGGUGGGUUUGGACCUGUUCAUAAGGGUUUCAUUGAUGACAAGCUUAGGCCUGGAUUGAAAGCUCAGCCUGUGGCUGUUAAACUCCUGGAUUUAGAAGGCUUGCAAGGACAUAGGGAAUGGCUGACCGAAGUGAUCUUUCUUGCAGAAUUGAGGCAUCCACAUCUUGUGAAGUUGAUUGGAUAUUGUUGCGAGGAAGAACAUAGGUUACUGGUGUAUGAAUACAUGCCUCGAGGCAGCUUGGAGAAUCAGCUAUUUAGAAGGUAUUCAGUUUCUCUUCCAUGGGCGACAAGGAUGAAAAUUGCUCUUGGAGCUGCCAAGGGUCUCGCAUAUCUUCAUGAAGCAGAAAAGCCAGUCAUAUACCGAGAUUUCAAAGCAUCGAAUAUAUUGUUAGACUCUGAUUACAAUGGCAAACUUUCUGAUUUUGGUCUUGCAAAAGAUGGUCCAGAAGGGGAUGAUACUCAUGUUUCCACCAGGGUUAUGGGGACUCAAGGCUAUGCUGCCCCUGAAUACAUCAUGACAGGUCAUUUGACGGCAAUGAGUGAUGUAUACAGCUUUGGAGUGGUACUAUUGGAGCUUUUAACAGGGAGAAGAUCCGUAGACAAGAACCGAUGUCCUAGAGAACAAAACUUAGUGGAAUGGGCAAGGCCCAUGUUGAACGAUGCCAGGAAACUCGGCCGAAUAAUGGAUCCUAGACUCGAAGGCCAAUACUCGGAAACGGCUGCAAGAAAGGCAGCUGCGUUGGCUUACCAAUGCCUUAGCCAUCGCCCAAAGCAAAGACCCAAAAUGAGUGAUGUAGUGAAGACAUUAGAGCCUCUCCAGGACGACGAAGACGUCCUUGUGGGUCCGUUCGUUUAUACGGUUCCAACCCAAAGCGACAAGCCAAAGCAAGACAAGGACACCGUCACUAAAGAAUGUGAAUCGAAGCAAGAGAAAUUUCAUCAUCACGAAAACCACAAACACCAUCACCGCCAGCACAGACACCAAACUAGAUCACCGAGGAUGUCUGCAAUUCACUCGGAAAGAGACUCCCUGAAGCGAAAUCAUAGAAAUGGGUUGAAUUCACCUUUGCACUAUAAAGUCAGGGAAGCAGCAUAAGAGUAGAGAUUAGAUUACUACGAACUGUAAAAAGAAAAUCACAGAGUAACUAGGCAGUAAUUAGAGAUUGCUCAACGUGGCAAAUUUUAGAAGUGUUAAAAGUUUUUCUUUUAGACCAAAGAGUUGCUUACUCAGGUCGUUCUUUCAAAUAUAAAGUUCGGGGGGCGGGGGGCUUGGUUUAAUUUUUUUUUUUUUGGUAUAGUUCAUUUAUUGAGGUCAUUAUUUUAAAUAUAAAGUCUUAGAUAUUUAGAGUUUCACAUCUCUAUGGACAAAAUAAACUUUUGGGUUUAAUUGUUGAUUAAGCAAAUGAACAGUUCAAAAAUGGCUGUUCACCAGCCAAUGUGUAUCAGAAGGCCAGGUCUUUAAAGAAAACGACGAAAUCUUAUACAGAAUAA